GUCGCAGAUUCAUACAGCCGGUACAAAAAUUGAUCGAAUUUGUUCAAUUUCUUGAAUCUUCACUUUAGGAAUGUGAAAUCAUUUUUAAUUCUUACUUCUAGUAAAUUUAACUGCGCUGUCUAUUUUCGAAUCACUGCUGCUCGAGAUAUCUAUUGCACCUCACUCCAGGAAAACGAUGAAUCUUUUUUCGAAGGUGCUCAGUUUAUGAUAUCAGUCACAUCCUCACCAAGUUUCGACGAAUCCUUCAAGAAACGCUGCAUUUUCUUCAGGAUGUUGUCUCUGAGUAGAUUUUCUGAAUUUCAAGAAGAUGGUCAGGUUGCCACUUGUGAAGUUGAUGGAAAAGUUCGGUAUUCUUUGCCCUCUGAGUGCGAUUCUGUAAUAUCUAGAUUGAUCCCUUUCGUUGCAGAACUGCCUAAUGUAACAUUUUCUGAAGCUUCUAUUAAUAGUAUAUCAGCAAAGUACACUUCAGCCAGCCCAAAAGAAUUAUUUCUUUCAGUAGAAGGCACUAAAUGGGAUGGAAUUAAAACUGCCUGGUUCGAACAAGGAUUUAUUUCAGCACUCCUUGUAACAUUAGAAACAAAUUUAAAAUUUUCUUUCUUCAAUAACUUGAUUCAGAAUGUUACCAAAUUGGCUUAUAAGUACUCCAAUCGAGCUAACGUAGAGGGAGAAGAAGAUAUUAUUCUGCCAGAAUAUUGCCUGUGUAAAAAUUGGAAGAAUGGUUUAUUUAGGUAUAUUCAAUGGCAUCCACAUUGCAGUAAAUUUGCUGUUGUCACCGUCAAAGACGAUGUUCAUAUUUACUCAGCUGGUUCAACCAUCACAUCGGUUCUGAAACAUAGAACUCAACAAUUCAUCACUUGUGUUGCAUGGAGGCCCCUUAGCGCGUCAGAAUUAGCUGUUGGGUGUUCAAAAGGUGUUUAUGUAUGGAAUAUUGAGCCGAACUCAAUAGUGACGAAACCAUCAAUCACAUGUGCUACUUUAUUAUCCAGACCAGGUCAUAAAUAUGUGACUAGUGUAUCGUGGAAUCAACAAGGCAAUUUAUUAGUAAGCGCUUCAUUAUGCGAUCGUGCUAUGUAUGUAUGGGAUGUAUCGAUGGAGAGAGCAGUACCUUUGCAAAAGUACGGUGGUGGUAUUCCUGUAUUGGUCAAAUGGUCGCCUACAUCUGAACAUAUUUUCGCCAGCACUACAAAUAUUUUAUUCCGCAUAUGGUCAAGUGUAUCAUGGAGCUCGGAGAAUUGGUAUACAGGUUCGAAUCGAAUCAAAUGUGCAUGUUGGUCAUCAGACGGAUCGGUGUUAUUAUUCGCUACCACAGCUGAACCAACUAUUUAUGCUAUAACAGUAUCGUCGGCUUUCAAUAUUUUUGCUGAUACUGCGACUGGAAACGGUAACGCAAUAUGUGUCGCAGAUUUAACUAGACAAGAAUUAUCAAAUGGCGAAAUACUUGGUGGCAAUAUUAUCGAUAUGGCGUGGGAUUCGAGUGGAAAGCUGUUAGCAGUGAUAUUCAAGGAUAGUAAUUUAAUUCCAGUGUUUAGCACUACCAUCUGUUCGAGACCCAAAGUUCUUCAGCUUACUCCUAGAUGUUUAAUUCGAGGGCGAUUGAAUGAAAUUCCUAACUGUAUCGAUUUUCAAAAAAAUGUCAAAUAUGGAACCAAUUUAACUAUUGCUUGGUCUAGUGGUCGUAUUCAAUACUUCCCAUUUUACACAUCGGACGCUAUUUUCAUUUAAUUUCUACCGCAAUGAUGUAUGGUUUCACGUACGUUUGAAUAUCGAAUAAUUAUAUACAUAUUUUGUUAAAUAAAGAAUAUUUUUUCAUUUUAUAGAAAACUUUGAAACUUUAAUGGCUAACGUUUAGUGCAGCUGAGUAUUUGUCGAGCUCUUUUAUAAUUUAUACUCGUGAAAAGAGUUACUCCACCGAUUACAUUGUUAAUCCUUUUUGUUUAUUCUACUAGCAUUUUUGCCACUCAUAAUUUGUUUAAUGAUAAUAGUUGUCUCCUUUCAUUUCGCAUACUUCUUCAUGAUGUUUUUUUGAUGAUAAUUUUCGUAAUUAUUCAGCACGAGAGAAAAAAACGGUCAAAGUUUUCAAGUACUGAAUACAUGUGUUUGACUUUUUGGUCUUUUUGUUUUAAACUGGCCUCGAAUUUAGUAAGAAUUCAUUAUUAGGCAUGUCGACAUUUAUACUAUAAUUUUUUGGUUUGAAAUACUCAUUUUAUCUGAUUUAGGUAUGUAUUAAUAUAUUUGAAGUCUUUGAAUGAACCGAUACUUCUGGAGUUUCAACAAUUUAAUUUAUGUCAUGCUUCUUAUGAUACGAAUACAUUCAUUUUUAUCCAUUAAUUUUGAUCUACAUAUGUUAGCUGCAUUUAAAAAGUUGUGAAGUGAAGAAGCGAUGAAUUUUAUACUUGAAGCUAACUGAAUUGUUUCCAUACCGAAUAAAACUCAGAAUUUUAAGUCAAUUUAUGUAAGACCCUGAAACCAUUAACUAAUCGUGCGUUAAAACAAAUAAUAAACUAGAUGGCCUGCCUACCUACAAUCAAAGAAAAUCACUUUCGAGUUGUUAUUCAUUUGAAGCAUUCAUUUUAAAAUAUUGAAGUACAGAACGUUUCGCAGGCACAUUUACUUGUCGUUCAUUUAAAAUUUAUAUUUCAUAAUAAAUAAUUUUUCCAAGACGGA
This is a messenger RNA of Planococcus citri (citrus mealybug), 2664 nucleotides long. RefSeq names its product aladin-like. Gene Ontology annotation, cellular component: nuclear pore. Gene Ontology annotation, biological process: nucleocytoplasmic transport. Bases 205 to 1722 code for a protein of 505 amino acids. The transcript has 10 exons. Gene Ontology annotation, molecular function: protein binding. The record is from RefSeq and is a predicted model, not a curated record. NCBI's taxonomy places the organism in Eukaryota, Metazoa, Arthropoda, Insecta, Hemiptera, Pseudococcidae.